GUGUCUGUUUGUUGUGGUUGCGUCGUCGUCGUCGACGUCUCUAGCAUUGUUUGGGUUGUUAGCCAGUUUGUAGUGUAUCCAACGAACAGUUGUAUUCGUCUACGUCGGUUUGUCGGACAUCGAAAGAACGAACGAGCGCAUGUCGAACUUUCACUUAGUGCUUCCGUCCGUUUCAAAACUUAACGUUCGUUAUUUCUUGUUUUUAUUGGUGGUACAAAGUCAUUAACGAAAAAAAGAAGUUUCUUGUCGCUGCCGGUUAUUAUUAUUGUUGUUAAUAACAUAGGUGUCGUGAGUGCAACAUAACAUAUAACACAAAAAAAUUAAAUUAAAUAUAAUAUAUAACAACAACAACAAAAAUACAUAUCUUCCGAAUUAAAAUAGUAGAUUAUACAUAUGCAUGCAUUCAACAAAGUAUACGCACGCAUACAAUCACAUAUCAUCACCUCCCAUGUUCUUAUGUGAAUAGCUAUAUCCGAGAAAAAGUAUGAAUAAAUAACAACAAAAAGAAAAGAAAGAAUCAAAGAGAAUUAUUCAAAGCGUUGAGUAUUAUAUUGUGCGUGUGUGUGUGUGUGUGUGCUGUUUGUGAAUAUAUCCGAGAAGAAGAAAGGCCGCGAAAGAUACAAACAAAUAUUUGGGAUCUUUGUGUGAGGCGGCAGUGUUGGCGGCAUUUGUGUCUUCUCUUUUGCCAGCAGUCUAGUGAUAAAUCCAUUGAGCAGAGAGUGAGAGCGAGAGAGCGCGCUUUGUACAGUGUGUGAGUAAAUGAUCUCUACGUGUUGUGUUUAACCACAAGAAUAACGUGAAAAGACGAUGGCCAAUCAUACAACCAACUAAGUCAAGUUGAGCGGUUUUUCUGUUUAGAAUUUUCCUUGGCCAUUCUUAGCCACUAUUCUUGGUUAAUUGGUGUUAAAUGAAUUUGCGAUUAAAUCGUCCAGUUGUAAUGCUACAAGAAGAAAAGAGAAACUAUUGAAAAAAUAUUUCAAAACAAAAAAUCUUAUAAGAAAAAUAAUUAUUUUACGACAACAAUUGCCACUCAAUUUCAUAACAUAAGUCAUACAGUUCCUGUUUGUUGUGCUCAUCCUUUGUUAAGGUGGUGGCGUCACUCCUUUAAACCGGAAUUCUUUGUUCUCUCUCUCCCCAAGUGGGUGCGUGUUUGUUGUUCGAUGGCGCUUCAAAUGACAUACGACUCAUGUUCAUUUCUUAGAAUCUUUGCCCGCUAAAGUUUCAAUACCCAACAAAGCCAAUAACGUUCGAAAAAAAUCAAAAUAAACAACAACAAAAAUAAAACGUCAAAACAAAAAAAAAAAAAAAAAAAAUGCAUUUCAUGACCGGCUGGCUGGCAACAAGUUGUUUUUAGUUGGUUUUCUGUUGCUUCUUUGUGAAAUAAAAACGCAAAACACGGGCGCGAUUAUCUGGUUGGGGUUUUCUGAAGCUUCUCAUCAUACAUCAAACUAAUGUUUAUAUUGCCAUAACAACAACAACAACACUAUCGACAACAAUACAAAACAAUAAUAAUUACCAUUUAAAAGAAACAAGCCCAACAGCAUUUUGUGUUUCAUAAUCGUUUUCGGAAUGUUAGUGCUAUGGAAUUCUUAUUUGGCCGAAUCGUGAACUAAACGUUUAGGCAUUUCAAAUUAGCAGAACACCAUAAUCGUUUUUAUUUAAAGUAAAAAAACAAAGUCUGUCAUGGUCUAAGCUUCCAAUGUCAAUGUCAGCCCUGAAAAAUAUUAUAAUUACAUUCUAAAAAUUUGAAAAGCCUUCACAAAGCGUUGAAGCAAAAAAUCAAUUACAAUAAUUUUUGGAAAAAAACGAAAGAAAGCAGCAACGAAGUGCCAUCUGUUACCCGAAUUUCAAUUAGAGGUCAAGAAUAAAAGAAACGAGCCAAUAAUAUAAGAAAUCAAUAAAUUAUCAAAAAAAAACAAAAAAAAAAAAAAAAAAAAAAGAAGAAAAACAAACGAAACCAUUGGAAAUUGUUUUAUAAGCUACAACAACAAACGAAUUUAUUUAACACCCAAAAAACAGAAAAAGCAUAUCAAGAAGGAAAGCAAUUUAUAAAACAUAUCCGUUUCAUUGCUGAGAGAGAGAGAGUGUGCGAAGUUCUAUUUGCUGUCCAUUUUCGUUAACGUCAACCCAAACCCCAUAUCUCUUGUGUGUGUGUGUGUGUGUGUGUGGCUAUCUGUGCGUUUCUUUACUGCUGCCUACCAACCACCACCACUCCAACCGCCCUGUAUAUGAGCUCUCGUCGCAAGUCCACCGGUCUCAUAUGGCAUCUGCGAAAAUCUCUCUAUACGCGUAGUACGAAAAAAAUGAAAACAAUUUCAUGAUACUAUAAGUGGUCGGAAUCAGUGAUAUUAAAUUAUUUAAAAAUGCCUUCAACACCGUACGAUUUGGUGCAGGACGAUCAGGAUUUGAGGGUGCCAUUGCAUGCCGAACAGGCCUUCUUCAAUGGCAUAACAUUUCAAGCUAAGUUUGUGGGUUGGGAGGAGGUACCCCGCCCAAACACACGUGCUGAGAUUGUACAGGCCAUGCGAAGAAUUCGGUACGAAUGCAAAGUCCAAAAUCUGAAAAAGCGCAAAGUUACCAUACACAUUUCCGUUAAUGGAGUUCGCGUGGUUCUGAAAAAGCGAAGGAGAAAAAAAAAGAAUUGGACCAAUGAUUGCGAGGAAAUUGAAUUACUAAAUCAUCCCAUCUAUCGAAUAUUUUAUGUGUCCCACGACAGCAGUGAUCUCAAAAUAUUUAGUUAUAUUGCCCGAGAUGCCAGUACGGACACAUUUAAAUGUUCGGUUUUUAAAAGUCAUAAAAAGUCUCAGGCCAUGCGCAUUGUACGCACCGUUGGACAGGCUUUUGAAGUAUGUCACAAAUUUAAUAUACACAAAAAUUCCCUGGAUCAUACAGAAGAACGUUCCGAUAUCUCGUCGUCAGAGCUACUGGAUGUUGAGACGCGUUCCGAACAGCAUGUCAGCGAUGAUGAUCUUCACAACAAAAAAGCUGUAACACCGGACUUAAAUGUACCCCAAAGGCCCAAUCAUUUGGAAUUGAUACCGCAAACGAAUCUCAGUAAAUCUGGAAGUUUAAUGACCGAUGAAGAUAAAUCGCCGACAUCGCCCUCUUCACCCAGUCGUGAAAUUAACAAGCUGAAAGAUCAAUUGGAACAACAGGCCAUGCAAACGCGCCAUGCCCUAACGCAACUAAUGAUGGUAAGGGAACAAUUGAUAUCGGAAACAAAUGCUCGAAUUGAAGCUCAGGCUCGUACACAACAAUUGUUACAACAAAACCGUGAACUACUGGAACAUUUAGCCUCGUUGGGUGCAUACAAUGAGCAGCAGGCGCCUGGUCUAACCACAGCCAAUAUAGGAAUGGCACCACAGAAUCAUCUACAAAUGCUACUGCAGGCCACAGCCGGUAAUGCCAACAAUAAUUUGGCCACCAUUAAUCAGCAAAUUAAUAAUUUGGGUACAAUUAAUCAACAACUAACAUCGCUCAGUCAUCAGCUAAGCGGUCUCAAUCAACAAACACAAAAUCUGCAAAAUUUUCAACAACAGCAGCAGCAACAACAAACACCCACAUCGGCAUCAUCGUUGGCCCAACAACAACAAGCAAAUGCCCUACAAACGCCAACAUCAUCAUUUAGUCAAUCCCAAUUACAUCUGAAUGUUUCGGCUGCAAAUACUGGAAAUCUGACAACCAACACAUUGUCCUCCAGCCCCUUUCCAUCCAUGAAUCAAUUACAAAAUAUUACAUCACAGCUACAACAACUAAGUGCUUCACCAAACGUCCAGCAGCAGCAGGAGGCCCUGUCCAAAGAUCUGUUUCAGGUCAAUCAAGAGCUAUUGAAUCGCCUACAAGCUUUAAAUUUGGGAGCCAGCGGAGCAUCGUCGGCUGCCCUGGCGCUGCCGAAUGGUGGUGCCACAACACCCUCUUCCUUCUUCUAUGUCAAUCCCAUGUCAUGCAGUCCAUCCAACAAUAACAACAAUGCCAGUAGUAAUUAUAAUUUCCUAAGCACUCCCACACCCAGUUCUAUGGGCAAUUUGACGCCCUCACCCAUGGGCACCCUGAAUCGCAAUUCUUAUUCCAAUUCGCCGUUAACCCUGAAUGAUGAAAUACAAUUGAGUUUGGAUAAAAAUCUCAAUACGCUCGAUGAACAUCUGAUGAAGCCAUUCAACCACAAUCUAACACAAUCUGUGUCGAAUGGUAAUAUAGCCGGAACGGGUGGCGGCGGUGGCGCUGGAGGCGGAGGAUCUAGAGAAAACAGUCGCUCGUCAUCAACGGUGGAUUCACCGCUAUCACAAAUGGUGCGCAGUACAUCAAAUUUAAAUAGUCACGCCAGCAACAACAACAUCGAUAUGAGUCCAUCAUCAUCCAAUUCGCCGCGUUACAAUACGGUUACGUUGAAAGUAACCGACGAGGCGGGUAACGUGACGAAUCAACGUAAGCUCUCGGCCACGCCCAGUUUCAUACAACGCAGUACCAGCGAAAAAGUACCAAAUCGCAGUCAAAUUAUGAGUCAAGUGCAGAGAACUGCAUGGGCCAGACAUACAACUAAAUAACAAUGGGAGAUAUUUGAGUAGUCGGAGGGUUAAGUAAAAAACAAUAAAAGAACAACAAAAACCAAGACGAAAUACGAAAAGCUGAUAAAAUAUUUGAUGGUUGAGAGGGAAAACUUAAGAAUCGGCAAAGUUUUGUGGUGUUUGAGGUAAAGGAUAACAAAUGUACACAGCACAGCAUGGCAGAUUCGAUUAAAUGUAUAUCUUCAGGUAGCCUUUAAGUUUUUUUUUUUUUUUUUUUUUUUUUUUUGUUUACAGAUACUUGGAUUGGACAUGAGUUUCAAGGUCUAUAAACAGGUCACACAGAAACCGAUUUAUUAAUGUAUUACCAAUUUUAAUGUUUAAUCCUCUCUGCCACAGUGAAGAAGAUAUUUCGCCUCAUUUCAACUAAAUUUAUUUUUAAUCCACAUAAAUCAAUGACUUCAGGUAUCCUCACAAUAAAUAAUAGAGUCGCAUCAAAUCACACGAACGUGGAGGCCAAUUCACCGGCCCCUUUCACGGAAGAAUGUUGUUGUUGAAAUGUUCUUUCAAUAAGUCAAUUAUUUCGCCCUCAGAGUGGCAAAGUGACAACCUCCUAUUGAAACCACAUUUCAUUUACAUCCGUAUCUUAAAGUGUUGGAACCAUCAUUGAUGAUGCUCCGAAAUGCUGCCAGAACAUAACAAGAGCGUGAAAUUCGCUCGAAUUCGAUCGGGAGUACAGACCAAAAAUAAGAAUACUUUUUUUCGAUAUCAAUCGAUUAAUAACGAAUAUGAUCUUAUCGUUUUCCAGAGUGCGAAAAGUUCGCUCGAAUUCGAGCAGAGACUACUCUUGCCGAGCACUACUUUAGGUUAUGACAUACCGUUGUCGAAUUUGUAAGUAUGUGUAUUCUCUCAGCCCACAUCUGUAAAUGCAAGAAAACCAAGCUCUAUUUCGAGUACUUCGACUACCAAUUUAAACUUUGAAACAGGAGUACAUUUCGUAUUAAUCUCGUCACUUCGAGCAAGUUUCACUCGCGUGUAAAAAGAGUAAAUUUAAAGUACCCUUUGGUCUUUGUGCAUUUGAGUGUAAUAUGCAAAAUAAAAUAGCCCUAUUGUUUUUUAUACCCUCAUACAUAUGGCUACCGAGGGUAUAUAUCAUUUUAUACUGCCAUAAAACCGAAUUAACGGUUUUAGAGCCUAGAUCUCUUUGGACCAAAUCUAUUUCAGGACAUAUGGAGUCGAUAUAGGGGUAUCCGUCUGUCGCUCUGUCUGGUUGGUGUGCACAAUAGCUCUCGUAGGGAGUAUCCGAUUGAUAAUAUUACAGUCAAACUUAGAUCGUGUUUGGAGAAGGGCAAUAUCGGUCUACUCCUUCUGGUAUUAAUUUACCUAAUAGAACAAGAAAGGAUCAUCCAAUAUUGUUCAAAAUUAGUAAAUCCCAAUAUUUGUAUCAUUGCUAUGACAGGUGCCAAAAUGGACAAUAUCGGCCCACUCCAUCAUGUACCUCCCCAACAAAGUUUCAAAAUUUUCAAUAAUUAUUACUUUCAUAAAAUGCGAAAUAAGCAUCUAAUUCUCUUCAAAUUUCACACAUUUCAAUAUUUUAAUAACACAAAAUGAGAUCGAAUCUCUCCUACUGGCACCUCCCCCCAACGUGUCAAAAUGUUGAAUUGUUCUAUCUCUCUUUAAAUGCGAAACAAGCAUCAGAUUCUCUUUGAAGUUCACACGUUUUAAUAUUUUUUCCAACAAAAUAUGUGGUGUGAAGAUGGGAUAUAUCGGAACUCUCUUUCGGGCACCUCCCCUACAAUGGGUUACAAUUUUUAAUAGUUAUGGCUCUCAUAAAAAGCAUAAUAAGCAUAGUAAAUAGCAUAAUAAGCUGACUCUCUUUAAAUUUCACACAUCGCAAUAUUUGUACUAACGCAAGAUCUGGCGCGAAGAUGAUAGAUUUCGACCUACCCCUUCUGGUACCUCUCCCAAAAUGGGUCACAAAUUUAAAUACUUAUAUCUCUCUUAAAUUGCGAAUCAUGUCAGCGAUUAUUUUAAAACUUUUCACGUUCAAAAGUUUCUCUCAACCAGAGAUGUGAUGUGAAUAUGUAAUUUCUAGACUCAUUCCUUUUCGUACCUCUCCCACAAAAUGUUGAAAUUUUCAUUAACAGUUAUUACCAUAAAAUUGAUAAUAAAUGUUUGAUUUGCCUUAAAUUUUGCAAAUCCCUCAAUAUUAAAAUGUGGAAUACCUCGCUGCACCAUAUCAGGUCAUAUGAGUUCUCUCCUUCGAUGCCAGUUUUAUCUUUUGAAUAGUAUUGUUGCACAAUAACUUCAUUCGCCCCAAAUUUCUGAAAAAAAUCGUUCAUAAUCAGCAAUACUUGAGCAAAAGCGUAGCCGAGGGGCAAAAUCAAAUUUCUGCUCUUCUACAAAUCCAGGCGUUUCAAAUGAGUGUGCUCAAACUGCUCAUGAA
Messenger RNA from Musca domestica (house fly), 6948 nucleotides. Its product is annotated as capon-like protein. The record is from RefSeq and is a predicted model, not a curated record. The coding region runs from base 2364 to 4544 and encodes 726 amino acids. Gene Ontology annotation, molecular function: nitric-oxide synthase binding. Lineage: Eukaryota; Metazoa; Arthropoda; Insecta; Diptera; Muscidae. The transcript is spliced from 10 exons.